AUGGACAUCCUGGCGACAGUCCUGCAGUCCUACAGUCCCACCACUCUGCCCAAGAACAUGAAAGCAGAGAGCAUGCUGGAGUUCCUGCGUACCUUCACCCACAUGGAUCAGAUGUCUUCCUGGUUGGAGGCAGUCGCACGAGAUGAAGUGCCCUGCACCCCGGCAUUGCUGUUUCACUACUGCAUCAAGGGCUUCCCCGGCUUCAACCAGUGCCAGCAGCAGUACUUCUAUCCCACAGGAUUGAACUACAACUUGACCAGACAUGUCAAUGAAACAGUCUCGAUUGUGUGCGAUGCUUUGAUCCUGGCAAGAGCGUUCCCGACCAGCCUCUCGAAUCCGACCGUUGCCCCACCCACGCGCCGGGAAACAGUUGAGCAGUUUCUGGAUCAGUACUUUGGGCAUGGUUGGUCGAACUGGUACGUGCCGUACGGUUACACCCCAGACUACACAAAAGCGGAGUACCACACCAGUGAGUUCAGUGUCGUGCGGGCGGAGAUCGACAACUUCAGCAACUUGCCAUGA
Messenger RNA from Symbiodinium necroappetens, 522 nucleotides. The record is from the annotation of a GenBank genome assembly. Lineage: Eukaryota; Dinophyceae; Suessiales; Symbiodiniaceae.